Messenger RNA from Peromyscus maniculatus bairdii (prairie deer mouse), 2501 nucleotides. NCBI's taxonomy places the organism in Eukaryota, Metazoa, Chordata, Mammalia, Rodentia, Cricetidae. The record is from RefSeq and is a predicted model, not a curated record.
GCUGAUAGCUUUCUACAACAUCCCACCUGGUACCAUCUUUCCACCUCCUUCUCCAGGAGUCUCCUGAGGUUUGGAUAGGAUGUAUAGAUGUUCGAUUUGAUUCGGGCUGGGCAUUCAAAAGCACUUGGACCAGUUGAGUCUCUGCAGUAACCAUUGCCUGUUAUAAAAAGAGAAACAUCACUGACCAAAGAUGACUGCUGCACUAAUGGAGGGGCAUAAACACAGAUACUCAGAAGGCAGUUAGACAGACACACGUCAUUUAGCAAAAGAACAGCAGCAGCUUUUCAUCAAGUCUAAUGUCUCCUCAGCCAUGGGCUUUUGUUCAGGCUUACAGAACCAGGCACCAAUUCCCUCCUGUGGAAUGGCCCACGACUCCAAUCAGAAAAUAAUUGUACUUUUACGCUGGUUGUACCUGUAAUAGUUUCAUCAGUGGGCACAUCAGGCUUGACAUGUUGAUACUGCAACCUUCAGGAUCCCCAGCCAAGUGGGACCAUUGGUCACAAUUUCCCCUAAGCCGCUUGCAUAGUGCCUGCCAGAACUAUGAAAGCCAGCCAGGAGGAGGAGGGGCCAGUUCAACGCCAUAUUGAUUUCUCCAUGUCCUUCCACCAAGGCAUGUGUGAAGCCACCAAGUUUCUCACUGAAGCUCUUCAGUCUGUCACUGAAUUAGAGCUUGAAGAGACCCUAGAAAAGAUCAUCGAUGCAGUUGAAAAGCAGCCCUUGUCAUCAAACAUGAUUGAACGAUCCGUAGUGGAAACAGCGGUCCAGGAGUGCAGCCAGUCGGUGGAUGAGACCAUAGAGCAUAUUUUCAAUAUCAUUGGCGCUUUUGAUAUUCCACAUUUUUUGUACAAUUCGGAAAGAAAAAAAUUUCUUCCUCUAUCAAUGACUAAUCAUGCUGCACCAACCUUAUUUGGAACAGCAAGAGAUAAAGCCGAGCUGUAUCGUGAACGAUAUACUAUUUUACACCAGAGGACACACAGACACGAAUUAUUUACCCCUCCGGUGAUAGGCUCACACCCUGAGGAAAGCGGGAGCAAAUUCCAGCUUAAAACAAUAGAAACUUUACUGGGUAGUACAAGCAAAGUUGGCGACGUGAUUGUCCUUGGAAUGAUAACCCAGUUGAAAGAGGGGAAGUUUUUCCUGGAAGAUCCCACCGGAACAGUACAGCUGGAUCUUAGUAAAGCUCAGUUCCACAGUGGCCUGUACACCGAGGCAUGCUUUGUCCUGGCUGAAGGUUGGUUUGAAGAUCAAGUGUUUCAUGUCAAUGCCUUUGGAUUCCCACCCACUGAGCCCGCUAGUACAACAAGGGCGUACUAUGGAAAUAUUAAUUUUUUUGGAGGGCCUUCUAAUGCAUCAGUGAAGACUUCUGCGAAACUGAGACAGCUGGAAGAUGAGAACAAGGACGCCAUGUUUGUGUUUGUGUCUGAUGUUUGGUUGGACCAAGUGCAAGUGUUGGAGAAGCUUCACAUAAUGUUUUCCGGUUAUUCCCCGGCUCCUCCAACCUGCUUCAUUCUCUGUGGUAAUUUCUCAUCUGCACCAUAUGGAAAAAAUCAAGUUCAGACUUUGAAAGACUCCCUAAAGUCUUUGGCAGACAUAAUAUGUGAAUACCCAAGUAUCCACCAAAGUAGCCGUUUUGUGUUUGUGCCUGGUCCGGAGGACCCUGGGUUUGGUUCCAUCUUACCAAGGCCGCCACUUGCUGAAAGCAUCACGAAGGAAUUCAGACAAAGGGUACCUUUCUCAGUUUUCACUACUAAUCCUUGCAGAAUUCAGUAUUGUACACAAGAAAUUAUUGUCUUUCGUGAAGACUUAGUGAAUAAAAUGUGUCGAAACUGUGUCCGUUUUCCUAGUAGCAGUUUGGAUAUUCCUACUCAUUUUGUAAAGACUGUCUUAUCUCAGGGACAUCUGACUCCUCUGCCUCUUUAUGUCUGCCCCGUCCACUGGGCAUAUGAUUAUACUCUGAGAGUGUACCCUGUGCCUGAUCUGCUGGUCAUUGCAGACAAGUAUGAUCCCUUCACCGUGACCAACACUGAGUGCCUCUGCAUAAACCCUGUAAGGAUGCCAUGGAUGGGCAAGAGUAUAGCACAUUUUUCUUUCUCUUCUCUAAUUUUGCAAAUUACCUUGUGUGUCGUUUGUGUGUGUGUGGUAGCGUGUAUACCAUGGUGAGAGUCAGUUCUCUCCUUCACCAUGUGGGUCCCAAAGAUGGAACCAAGGCUGUCGGGCUCAGCAGCAAGUACCUUACCUGUUCAGCCACUUUGCACCCUAUAGCACAUCUCUAUGACUUUAUGAGAGAAUAAAAUCAUCACUGUGAUUAAAUACAUAGUUAAGCACUGAUAUAAUUUGGUAUACAUAGAAGAUUCCUAAACUCUUGGUUUGUGAUAUAACUAUAAUGUAUUGUAGUUUUUUGUCCGUCCGUCCCCGCUCCCCCCCCCAAGACAUUUCAAGAGGUUUCUCUGUGUAUCCCUGGAUGUCCUAGAACUCAUUCUGUAGAUCAGACUGGCCUCGAA